CAGACUUGCGCUAAACGUGAGACGGAGAGCGAUUCGCUUAGAUUCGAGUACAAGCCUCACCUCCUUCAAUCAUAGCGGCGCAGGAGGUGUUCGUUGCUGCCAUUUGUUCUUUUUGUUUUUGCAACGUCACGUUUUGAUGGUGGACUCGCCAACACCAUGACCCACCGACCCAUUCCGGCCGUUGGGCUCGCGUCUGCGAUUCUCCAGAUCCUCGACUUUUCCAUCAAGUGCCUGCAGAAGCAGAACCAAAUAUUUCAACCCAGCGAUUCUGAAUCCACCCCUGUGGUAGAGAAUGCGCAGGUGCUGCAGAGGAUUGUGGAUAAUUUGUACCGCCUGACGGAUGCGAUUGAUCAUUCUGAACUCAAGAAACUCAGCGAUGGGAGUAAAAGCAAGCUGAGUGAGCCGGCGCAACAGCUUCUCAAGAUCAGCGAGGAGACGAAGGAACUGACGGGCCCGCUGGUCGAUGCGCUGCUGCAGACGCAGGCGAAAGGCAGUUUUGGCGAUCCGAGAUGGGGCACCGCGCGUGAAGCGCUGUGUAAUGGGGUCUGGAAAGAAAGGGAUGUUACGGGGUUGAAGAAGAAAUUGAGGGCUGUGAGGAAAGAGGUUGAUGUUGCGCUCUUGCUUGCGCUGAGACAGUAUCUCGAUCAGUCCGCUGAAACAGGACUCCCUGUGUUCAGCGAGGAAGGACCGCGUAUGCCGCACUGGGAGAAGUGGCAGAAUGAAUCACUGGAUGCUGUGCAUGCUAAUGAGUGGAAACCGAAGAGCAAGAAGAAUGUUGAAGAGUUCUCGAAGCAGGUUGACCAGCUGAUUGCCGCGGCGAACGAGGCGCAUUUCUGCGAUCAGGUUUUUGAGAUAUUGGCCUUUGAAGAACUGGAUGAUCGGUUGCAUUCCAUUGCUACGCCGCACGAGGGUACGCUGGAGUGGGCGUUUGAUGAACAGCAAACUGCUGAAGGGGGUGUGCUCGAGUGGCUGGGGAAUCAGAGGGGAGAGAGUCUAUUUUGGAUUACAGGAAGACCUGGUGCGGGCAAGACGACACUGAUGAAGAAUCUGUUCCGGAAUGAUCGGAUUUUCGACUACCUGGAGGCAUGGUCCGGACAUGCACCAGGUAUCACAUCUGGAUUCUUUUUCUGGAACAGCGGGACCGAGCUGCAAAAAUCUGGACUUGGACUACUACGUUCGUUACUGUACGAGUCUCUGCAAGACAUGAUCUAUGGGCCUCUAGAGCAGGACUUGGGGAUCAUACAAUACCUCUUUGCAGACCGAUGGGAGCAGUUCCGCUCCUACGGCGGCGGCCUCGACUCCCUCUCCUACACCGAACUACGCUGCGCAUUCGAACUCAUGAUCUCAGAUACAAGCAAAAAGUUCCUCUUUAUGAUUGACGGCCUUGACGAAAUCGAUGAAGCGGGAGAUCUGGUCGACGUAAUCCCUCCUCUCAUCAACGCUAGCAAAAAGGAAAACGUCAAAAUCCUCGUAUCAAGUCGCCCCUCCCCAGCCUUCCAAGAAGCAUUCGAAAAGCGCCCGAGACUAUGGGUCGACGACUACACAACAAACGAUGUGCACGCGUAUAUCCUUCACAACUUCGGCCAAGACGAGUCUCUCGCAAAACUACGCGGCAACACCGUCGUGCCAGAGGAAAUGGACAUUGUCUCCAUGCUAUCCGAGACCUCAUGCGGGAUCUUCCUCUGGGGUAUCCUCGCAACCAAGUUCCUGCUGCAAGAACUCACAGGCAACGAUAACUUCACAACCCUUCAAAACCGCGCAGAAAUGUUGCCAUCAGAUCUCGACGAGCUCCUCUCACACAUCAUGUCCAACUUCGAGCCCACAGACCUCGAACAGGCGUGGAAGAUCAGCGUCCUGAUCGAAGCACACGGCUACCCAAGCCUCCUGCCUCUCUCCUUCGCACUCUCCAGUGACGAAAAGAGCAGUGUAGCAGCCGGUCGGCACCCCCUGAAGACUGCUGAGGUGGCGCAGAGGAUAGACGAUAUGCGACAAAUCCUGACCUACAAAUGCCGCAACUUGUUCUCCAUCUUCGACACUUCAGCACCAGACCAACUCACCCCUUCCAUCGACAGUCCAGAGAGUCUGAAAGUAACAUACUCCCACCGCUCUAUACGGACUUGCUUCCUCUCCUCGCCCGCACAGAAGGGAAAGCUCCUGGUCAACGACUUCAACACAACAUCCGCAUGGUCGGCCUCGCACCUCACUUGCCUUAAAACCCUCACAUCGCCAUCCACAAGCGGGACAAUGAGCAUCUGGGCCCAGCUGGCGCGCUGCAUCGAGUGCUCUCUCGCCUUGACAGCUCAGGACGGCAAAGUGCACAUUACAUACGUGUCCAGCGCACUGGACACCGCGCUAGCGCACCACACGCAAUCCCCGACGAGUUCGAGCAGCUCGAGUCUAGCAAGCAGCAAACGACCAACAAGCUCCUACCCCUCCGCGCCCGUGGUCGUCAGCUCCGACUUACCAUCGUUUCCCGGCAUACCGCUGACAACGAGUCUCGACCUCGCCGUAUUCCUGAACUUACAGUCAUACGUGGCUGUAAAGGCCAAGGACGCUGACAGGAAAGCGGUACGGCAUGCCAUGGACUACAGCGCUGCGAUGCGGAAGAGGAUCGGUGUUGGCGGCGAGGCGAUGUGGCUGGGUAGCAAGGAGAAGGGGAGUGGAAGGGGGCUGGAGAAGGUGAGAGCCGAGUAUGGGAAGAACAGGUCGGAGGUGGAUGCGCUGCUGGAGUAUUAUGUGCAGGCGGUGCGGUGGGGGAAGAAGCCGCCGGUGCUUGAGCUGCCUGAGACGGUGUGAAGGGGGUGUUAGGAGAUGAUGGUUUGUGG
Molecule: messenger RNA, 2825 nt
Organism: Macroventuria anomochaeta
Lineage: Eukaryota; Fungi; Ascomycota; Dothideomycetes; Pleosporales; Didymellaceae
Exons: 2
Coding region: 157-2796 (879 amino acids)
Source: RefSeq, a predicted model, not a curated record